CAUGUCUGGGCAUUUGGGAAACCCCGUCAGGGACUAAUAUUAUCACGCAUCAGUACCGGCAGCCAGGGAGACGCUGGUGCGCUCUUAACCUCUCCACUGGAGUUUACUAUCCCGGCGCGCCAAUGGACGCACGGCCCAGGAGACGGAUUGGGGAUUAAUUGGGUCCCGUGCCACCGGUUUUAGCAUGAAAAAGAGAUCUCCGCUCCGGGAUCAAGCCCUCCAUGGACAGACAGGGUGCGCAGAGUGCGAUCAGCUUAUGUAGAUGAAGUGGCCAUGGAGAGAAGGCAGUGUGGAGCCCACCAGAUCUGCACUCUGACUCUGCUGCUGGUCUCCCUCUAUCCCCUGUACUGCCGAGCCAGCUGGAUGUGGUUGGGAAUAACGUCAGUGGGAGUGCCGGAGAAGCUGGGCUGCGCCAGCCUCCCGUUGACCAACAAGCAGAGGGAGCUGUGCAAGAAAAGGCCGUUUCUGCUGCCCAGCAUCCGGGACGGAGCGCGCCUGGGCAUCGCCGAGUGCCAGAGCCAGUUCCGACACGAGCGGUGGAACUGCUCGACCAGCGCCGAGCACGCCGUGUUCGGCUACGAGCUGACCAGCGGAACCAAGGAGACGGCGUUUAUCUAUGCAGUGAUGGCAGCGGGGCUGGUCCAUGCCAUCACCCGCUCGUGCAGCCAGGGCAACAUGACGGAGUGCGGCUGCGACACCAGGCUGCAGGGCGCCGGCUCGCCCACCGAGGGCUGGCACUGGGGCGGCUGCUCCGACCACAUCCACUACGGCACCUGGUUCAGCCGCAAGUUCAUCGACGUCGGCAAGAACGCGUCCUCUGCCAAGGGCGGCUUCUCCCUGCUCACCAUGAACCAGCACAACAGUGAGGCCGGGCGCCAGGCCAUCGACAAGACAAUGUCCACUGACUGCCGCUGCCACGGCGUCUCAGGCUCCUGCGCAGUCAAAACAUGCUGGCGCACCAUGGCCUCAUUCGAGGGAGUGGGCAACUUCCUCAAGGAGCGAUAUGAAAACAGUGUGCAGGUGCUGGAGCGCCCCAACAGGAAGCUGAGGAGGAAGGACAAGGAGCAGCGGCGCGUGGCCAUAGGCAAGGACGAACUCAUUUUUUUCAACAAGUCGCCCAACUACUGCCUGGAGGACAAGCGCAGGGGCGUGUCGGGCACACGGGGGCGCCGCUGCAGCCGCACCUCUCAAGGCCCCGACGGCUGCAACCUGUUGUGCUGCGGGCGGGGUUACAACACACACGUGGUUCGGCACGUGGAGCGCUGCGAGUGUAAGUUUGUGUGGUGCUGCUACGUCCGCUGCAGGCGCUGCGAGAGCAUGAACGACAUGCACACCUGUAAAUAAGCUAGAGAAGAGAGGACUCAAAGACCCAUAAACAAACUCACCCACCGGUGCUUGGAUGCAGAUUAAAUCACAUGGUUACCAGUGUUCUCAAACAUACACUCCUGCACAGCCCUCCUUGCCCCCCACAGGGAGGCAGUAGUUCCACAUGGCUCCCCAGCUGACCAGAAAACAGACUGGGACUGGUUGACUGUCUUGUCCCAGCAGAGGACAUUAAUGUUUUAUUUUGAUACUUAAGGACUCAAACAGUUCUGCUGGACCUCCCUCUGGCAUCCAGCGUCUUCAAGAGGACUGACAAGCUGUCACAUAUGACUGUUAAAAUGAAACUGGCAUCAGGGGACAUUAUGAAUUCUCUGUGAGAGGAGUACAAAGGGAACUCAGAUCGCCUGGAGACUCUGGGUGCACUUCUUCAGCUCUGCCUCUCUCUGCUAGUGUUGCCAAUAGUUAUGAUAAUCUGUUAUGUAGCUGUAGAUUGCUUUAUGAAUAAGUCUGAUUCUAAAUCAUUGUUGGCAGGGAUGCAAAUCAGCUUAUUUUUGAGGACAAAGGUGCUUCAAGAUUGCUGAAGAAGCGCUAAAUAAAUAAUAUUAGAAUAUAAGCCAGGAGAACUAAAUAUGGGAAUUCUUUUUUUUUUUUUUUUUUUUUACAAUAAGCAAUUGUACUUUUAAUAAUGACAGAUAAAGGCAAGAAACAGAACAUCUGCUAUAUCAUUUAAUAUUUUUGACAGAAAAUAAGUGAAAUGCUAUGACCUUUUUUACAUUGUUUUAAUUAUAACUAUUGUGGGGGAAAAUAGGCAGCAUGCAAUCAUUUCUACCAUAUUGAAUAAUUCUGAAAAAUUCAGGGCAAUAUAAAUUAACAUAUGAAAAGCAUAAUUGUGUCAAGAGAGACUAUAUAAAACAGAAUUAGUAUUUUUGUAAAUUGUUUAUAUUUUGUAAAUAUUAAAUUAUGCUGUA
Myripristis murdjan (pinecone soldierfish) is the source of this 2291-nucleotide messenger RNA. It is a transcript of the gene wnt16, whose product is annotated as wingless-type MMTV integration site family, member 16. Gene Ontology annotation, biological process: neuron differentiation; cell fate commitment; canonical Wnt signaling pathway. The coding region runs from base 274 to 1344 and encodes 356 amino acids. Gene Ontology annotation, cellular component: extracellular region. Gene Ontology annotation, molecular function: frizzled binding; cytokine activity. The transcript is spliced from 4 exons. NCBI's taxonomy places the organism in Eukaryota, Metazoa, Chordata, Actinopteri, Holocentriformes, Holocentridae. The record is from RefSeq and is a predicted model, not a curated record.